UUGAGUUGUAUCUGCUGCCAGCUGACUUUACAAUGAUGCGUUCAGCUCAUGUGACUCGGUCACUUAGCAUGAAGAUCAGCUAAAGAUUUCCGUGUAAAUCUCCGUUCCUUUAAGCACCGCCAACCUGCGGUGCUUGCCUGGAGACUGUUUUUGGCUGGCAGCUGUCCUAGCUGUGAGAACAGGAGCGCUCCAUCCACCCACCCACCCAUCCAGCCGGGGUAGCAGCCCAGCCCCGGGCUGCGCUCCGCUCGCUGCCGCAUUCGCACACGGGAGGAUGCCUGCCUGAAAUCCCCUCACAAACACAGCUCUCCAUGAACUUUGGUUUAUGUAUCUCACGAAAUCCUUCAGACUCUGAAGUUAGGUUCUUUUUAGCUACAGUGUUUGUAUUCAGAAGUUAUAAAUAGACUCUUCAUAAGGUUUUAUCAGAGGAAAUCUGUUGCUUUAGCUUUCUGCUAAAAAAUUGAAGGUUGUUGCGGCAGUAGGUUGUUCAUUAUAUUUGCAAUACUUUCUUUUUUCCUUUUUAAUCUAGAAAGGGCAUGUGUAGGACAAAGGCUUCUUGACAUGCUCAGUAAUUUAAAUGAUACUGGGAUGAGCAUACCCAGAUUUUUGUUUUUACUGAAAUGGUGUUUGGUAUAGCUAGAAGCUUUAUUGUUGUGUUAUUUUUCAACACAUGCUGUAUGCUCAUGUUUUAAUAUGGAAUUGGCAUAAGGGACCUAAAGGGGCAAAGCCCUUUUUGACCUUGCUGGAGUUGUCUGUGUGAAGGUAGCUGGAAAACAGAAACUGCAGGACAGACUGAAAAAGCCUCAGCUGAACUGUGCUUUUUCCUUCCCCCCUGCCUUUUUUUGCCUUGGAUGACGAUGAGAGAAGGGCUACUUCAGACAGCUCUGUCAGUGAUGAAUAGAUGAAUGAAUUCUUAAAUGCUCAGAACUUGCAACAUGUGUUCCAGACCCUUCAGCACAUGAGAGUCGCAAGAUCUCAGCAAUGAGCUGAAGAAUGUGCGGUGCCUGCUGCAUGGAGGAGCUCAGCAUACCUCAGAGAUAGCAGGAACAAAAGAAUGUCUGACAGUAUCUGAAGAAUCUGACACUUGCUUUGUCUUGCAAAGGAGUAAAGGAAUUUUUCAGAAUUGGGAAAAAUUAAAUUCCUGUGGUUUUCAUAGUGAGAUUUUUCCGUAUUUUAGGCGCCAGUGUAUCAUCCUGUGUGCUCACAGUAUUGCUUUUCUGGUUAGCGUGACUGUGUGUUUUUUAAAGGAAAUGUGACCUGGAUUUUGUGAGCUUAUUAUACACAGUAAAUGAAGGCAGCUGUUUUAGUUUACUGAUCUCUUAUAACAGCUCAAGUAAAUUGAAAUGAAGUAAAAAUGCUUGUGUAUGGGAUCUGAAUUAAAUUCUUCUCUUUGGCCUCACGUGGAGUUGUGGAUUAUUAUGAUAUAUUUGUAGACAGUUGUGUGUAUGAGGGAGUGAGACAUCCAACCUUGAAAAGAUUUAGGAAAGUCGAACAGAUUUUUUUCCAAUGUGACCUGCUAAAUCUGCCACAAAGAGGCAGGCAAAAUUCCAUACAGAUAGUCAGAUACUGUGGCUGCAGUUCUUCAUGACAGGCAAGUGAAAGACCAUGUCCUAUUUUUAGCAAGUUGACGGAGGGCAAGUGAGAGGGGGAGAAAAGUUUGAAAAUAAUGGACUUCUCUAACAGUUUGAGAGCAAAGCUAGUGAGAAGCAAGUGAGCAUUAGUGAUCAGCAGUCAAAAUAUGGAUGAUUCAAGUAUUCUUCGAAGAAGAGGGCUGCAGAAAGAGCUCAGUCUCCCCAGAAGAGGAAGCUUCUGUCGGACAAGCAACAGGAAGAGUUUGAUUGUAACAUCCAGCACAUCUCCAACUCUCCCACGGCCACAUUCCCCUCUUCAUGGACACGCAGGUAGCAGCCCCUUGGAUAGUCCCAGGAACUUCUCUCCAAAUGCACCUGCUCAUUUUUCCUUUGUUCCUGCCCGAAGCCAUGGACACAGAGCAGACAGAACGGAUGGACGCCGCUGGUCCUUGGCCUCCCUUCCCUCAUCUGGAUAUGGAACAAACACUCCCAGUUCAACAGUUUCAUCAUCAUGCUCAUCUCAGGAGAAGCUGCACCAGCUGCCCUUUCAGCCCACGGCAGAUGAACUUCAUUUCCUGACAAAGCAUUUCAGUACUGAGAGCAUCACUGAUGAGGAAGGGCGCCACUCUCCAGCCUUGAGGCCUCGAUCUCGCAGUCUCAGCCCUGGUCGCUCUCCAGUUUCCUUUGACAGUGAAAUAAUAAUGAUGAAUCAUGUGUACAAAGAAAGGUUUCCAAAGGCCACGGCACAGAUGGAAGAGCGGCUGGCUGAGUUCAUUGCCUCGAAUGCUCCAGAGAAUGUGCUGCAAUUAGCGGAUGGGGUCCUAAGUUUCAUUCAUCAUCAAGUUAUUGAACUGGCCAGAGAUUGCCUAGAUAAAUCACGUGAAGGUCUUAUAACUUCUCGGUACUUUUAUGAGCUGCAGGAAAACUUAGAGAAACUUCUCCAGGAUGCCCACGAGCGAUCCGAGAGCUCCGAGGUUGCCUUCGUCACCCAGCUGGUGAAGAAGCUGAUGAUCAUCAUCGCCCGGCCAGCACGGCUGCUCGAGUGCCUGGAGUUUGAUCCUGAAGAGUUCUACCAUUUGCUGGAAGCUGCAGAAGGCCAUGCCAAGGAAGGGCAAGGAAUUAAAUGCGACAUUCCUCGUUACAUUAUCAGCCAGCUGGGACUCACCAGGGAUCCCCUGGAGGAAAUGGCCCAGUUGAAUAGCUAUGACAGCCCAGACACUCCGGAGACAGAUGAUUCAGUCGAGAGCCGUGGGGCCUCUGUCCAGUCAAAGAAAACUCCGUCUGAAGAAGAGUUUGAAACUAUUAAACUGAUCAGUAAUGGUGCUUAUGGAGCAGUGUAUUUGGUGCGGCACAAGACCACCCGCCAGCGUUUUGCCAUGAAGAAGAUCAACAAACAGAACCUGAUCCUGAGGAACCAGAUCCAGCAGGCCUUUGUGGAGAGAGAUAUCCUGACUUUUGCUGAGAAUCCCUUCGUGGUCAGCAUGUUCUGCUCCUUUGAGACCAAGCGGCACCUGUGCAUGGUUAUGGAGUAUGUGGAAGGAGGUGAUUGUGCUACCCUUCUCAAGAACAUUGGUGCCCUACCUGUUGAUAUGGCGAGGAUGUAUUUUGCUGAGACUGUUUUGGCACUGGAGUACCUACACAAUUAUGGGAUUGUUCACCGUGACCUCAAACCUGAUAAUCUCCUAAUAACUUCAAUGGGUCAUAUUAAACUAACAGACUUUGGACUGUCCAAAAUUGGGUUAAUGAGUCUUACAACUAAUCUUUAUGAGGGCCACAUUGAGAAGGAUACCAGGGAAUUCCUGGACAAGCAGGUCUGUGGGACUCCAGAGUACAUUGCACCAGAAGUGAUCCUGCGCCAGGGCUAUGGGAAGCCUGUGGAUUGGUGGGCCAUGGGAAUUAUCCUCUACGAGUUCCUGGUCGGCUGCGUCCCUUUCUUUGGGGACACACCUGAAGAGCUGUUUGGACAAGUGAUCAGUGAUGAAAUUGCCUGGCCAGAAGGAGAUGAUGCACUGCCGCCAGAUGCCCAGGACCUCAUUUCUAAGCUUCUCCGCCAAAAUCCUCUGGAAAGAAUAGGAACAGGUAGUGCCUUUGAAGUGAAGCAGCAUCGGUUCUUUAAAGAUUUGGACUGGAAUGGAUUACUCCGGCAGAAAGCUGAAUUCAUCCCACAGCUGGAAUCUGAGGAUGACACGAGCUAUUUUGACACCCGUUCAGAACGGUACCAGCACCUGGAUUCAGAAGAAGAGGAGGACACUAAUGAUGAUGAUCACGUGGAAAUUCGGCAGUUUUCCUCGUGCUCACCCAGGUUCAGCAAGGUGUACAGCAGCAUGGAACGACUUUCCAUCCACGAGGAGAGGAAGACUCCACCACCAACCAAGCGGAGCCUGAGUGAGGAGAAGGAUGAUCGGCUGGAUAGCCUGGGGGGCUUGAAGAGCCGGGACCGCAGCUGGGUCAUUGGGUCUCCUGAAAUCCUGCGCAAGCGCCUGUCCAUGUCGGAGUCGUCGCACACGGAGAGCGACUCCAGCCCGCCGCUGACGGUGCGGCGCCGCUGCUCGGGGCUCCUGGACAUGCCGCGCUUCGCCAUCUCCGCCGAGGACGAGGGGGCCGCCCUCAAACGGCCCCAGUCCGAGGGGAUGCUGCUGUCCACAGUGCAGGCUCGGGAGGGGCUGCCCGUGCCCAUCCCAGAGCAGCCUGUGGAGCACGAGCUGCUGCUGGAAGGGGACGCUGGAGCCACCACCCCCUCCACGGCCACCACCUCGACGCUGGCAGCUGGGAGCACUGCAGAUUUCUCUGAUCCACGAGCUCGCAGUAAUAGCAAUGAAGGCCCAGACUUUACCACUCCAAAAGCCAUCAGCGAUUUGGCAGUGCGGCGGGCACGGCACAGGUUGCUCUCUGGGGAAUCAGGGGAGAAACGUACCUCGAGACCUGUCAAUAAAGUGAUUAAAUCAGCAUCUGCUACUGCCUUGUCUCUCCUGAUUCCCUCAGAUCACCACACGUGUUCUCCAUUGGCCAGUCCAAUGUCACCUCAUUCUCUCUCCUCCAACCCAUCUUCGAGGGACUCCUCACCCAGCCGUGACUUUUCUCCUGCUAUCGCAAACCUGAAACCACCAAUCAUCAUCCAUCGGGCUGGAAAGAAAUACGGUUUCACUCUGCGCGCCAUUCGCGUCUAUAUGGGUGACAGUGACAUCUACACUGUGCAUCACAUGGUCUGGCACGUGGAGGAAGGGGGCCCAGCGAACGAAGCAGGUCUGCGGGAAGGGGAUCUGAUCACCCAUGUCAACGGGGAGCCAGUCCACGGGCUGGUGCACACUGAAGUGGUGGAGCUGAUUCUGAAGAGUGGAAAUAAAGUGUCCAUCUCCACCACACCAUUUGAGAACACAUCCAUCAAAGUUGGUCCAGCUCGAAAAGCCAGCUACAAAUCCAAGAUGGCUCGUAGGAACAAGAAGAGCAAAACAAAGGAUGGUCAAGAAAGUAAGAAGAAGAGUUCUCUGUUGAGGAAGAUCACUAAACAAGCAUCACUGCUUCACACCAGCCGGAGUUUGUCAUCCCUGAACCGGUCUCUGUCAUCUGGAGAAAGUGUGCCUGGCUCUCCAACUCACAACCUGUCUCCUCGCUCACCAACCCAGAGCUACAGAUCCACCCCAGAGUCUGUACACUCAGUUGGUGGCAAUUCUUCCCAGAGCAGCUCUCCCAGUUCCAGCGUUCCCAAUUCUCCAGCCAGCUCUGGACACAUCCGACCCAGCUCUCUGCAUGGCCUGGCACCGAAGCUCCAGAGGCAGUACAGAUCUCCCAGGCGUAAAUCUGCAGGAAACAUCCCUCUGUCCCCCCUGGCUCACACUCCGUCACCAACCCCACAGUCCACGUCACCGCAGCGCUCCCCGUCUCCUUUGCCAGGACACUCAGUUGGCAGCUCCAGUAUUAUCCAGUCUUUCCCAGUAAAGCUACACUCCUCUCCACCACUGGUGAGACAAAUUUCUCGCCCCAAAAGUGCCGAGCCCCCUCGGUCUCCUUUGCUGAAGAGAGUGCAGUCGGCUGAGAAGCUGGCUGCCUCUCUGUCCUCCUCUGAGAAGAAGCUGGGGUCCUCACGGAAGCACAGCUUGGAUAUCUCUCACUCUGAGUUCAAGAAGGAGAUGUUACAGAGGGAUCCCAGCCUCCAGAGCUUGCAGGAAUCUGCCAACGAAUCGACGGGCGGCAAACUCGGGCUGGCAGAAAAAGGGAUGCUGCAGAAGCCGGGCUCACGGAAGCUGGGUGCCAUUCGGCAGGACAGGGUGGAGAGGAGGGAGUCUCUGCAGAAGCAGGAGGCCAUCAGGGAAGUGGAUUCUUCUGAAGAUGAAACAGAUGAUGGCUCGGAAGAUAGUCAGGAUGGGAGAAGGCUGGGCAAGCCCCGUGGCAGUGGAGACCAAGGCUCAGAUUCUUUUAUUGAGGAUAAUAAGUUUUCAUCUAAAUUGGAAAGCAAAGAUAGUAUCGAAGAUGAUGCCUUUCUACCUGAAGAUCCAAAAGGUACAGAAGAUUUGCAGAAGGGAAAUACUCAACAAGCAAAGCCUGUUUCAGAGCCGCUGCAAAUCAGUGUGCACCCCUCCCCACCAGAGCUCCCCUCAAGAACUUCUCCAGAAAAACUAGCUAAUUCAGAAAAGCCAUUCUUAAAAUCAGAAACGACUGCAAAGGAGCAUAAAUUGACAGAAAACAAAACUUUGGAGUGUUUUGGUCCUAAAGACAGGUCUUCUGAAGCAGUCAAAGAUCUCGGGAGAACUCCAGGUGCUCCAAAACCAGUGGAUUGCACAGAACGUGUGCAGUGCCCGUCAAUCAAACUCCUGCAACUUGAAGAAGGUGAUUCUUCUGGGGCCUCCUGUGGUAAACUUGACUUGAAAGAGUCUGUGCUAGCAGAAAGCAGUCAGAAAACACAGGAUUCCGAAGCUCUGCUGGCACUUUCCUCGCGGUGCACGGCGAGCACGAGCGCUCGUGUGGCGGUGAGCCCCCCGGAGCAUGGGGAGAGGGGCCACAAGGAGACGCCUCAGCCUGUGGAACAGCACAGCUCCUCAUCUCUGCCUCCUGCGAGUGCCAGUGGAACGUCCCGAAGAAGUCCUAGCCCUGACAAGCAGCAGCCCAGCUCAUCGCAGGCAGAGGGAGGUUUCAGCUGCAGCACAAGGAGCCCAGCAGGCGCCGUGUCCUCGCCGCUGCCUGUCCCCAGUGCCAUCGAGCGCGCGGUCCCCGUGUCCCCGCUAGCGCCCCUGGCCCAGAGCGUGCUGGGCCCUGUGAACCUCAGCGUGUCUGGGUCUGGAGAGGUGGAAACGAGGAAGGAUUUGCGUGCCUCCUGUAAAGAGGAGAGAGAUUUGAAACAAAAAAGGCAAGAAGUUUCACAAGUAGGAGUGUGUCAAGAGAAAGUCAAACCCUGUAGCACAGAUGGUCCGACCAUGAGGAGUGGGUCCUGUGCAGAGUCCUUACACCCAGCAACACCCUGGGAGGCAACUUGUCCCGUGGGGGCCAAAAAGGAGGCAACAUGUCCUGUGGUGGUCAAAAAGGAGGCACCUUUUUGCAGUGCUAAAGCAUCUGAGGCGUUGGCAGGUAGCUGCAAAAUCACUCCGUCGAAAGAGCUGUCUCAUGCUCUUGGACAAGCAGCUCUGAGAGCCUCUCCUCUGCCAGAUGGCAGCACGAGGCCCUGUAAAGAAGGGACUCUGGCACAAGCAAAAAGCAAAGAGGUUGGAAAUCAGUUAAAAAUACAAGACUUUCCCCUGUCACAUGAUGAUGCUGUAAAGAAAACAUAGCAGCAUCGCUGGUACUCGUGGACUGGAGCGUUCUACAUUCAAAAUAGAGACUGCAUGUUUGAAUUUUGUAAUAUACACUAAUAUAAAAUAGAACUUGUGUACAUCUAUUUUUGGGAGGGUUUUUUUCAUACUGUUUUUUGUGUUUUUUCAUCCUUGCUAUUCUAUUUUUGUACACAGUAGUGCUUGCUGUUUGAGGUCUCUUUAGAACAGGGUAUCUUUAAAGCAGGGCUUAAGAAACACUUUGGUUUUCUUUUUUUCCCUUCCACACCUUUUAUUUUGCCUGAGUUUAGGGCCUGAUGUGCUCUUCCCUCUAAUUCUGCAUUUAUUUGAGAUCCCAAAAAUUCUGUGUGCAAAAAAGGCAGCUUAUUUUUCAGCAUUCUCUUUGAAAUUCCAUUGAAAUUCACAAAUGUCAAGUGUUUGCUCCAGUUUUACAAUCUGAUGUCCCUUGACAAGAAUAAGAACCUACCCUCUUCUCUGCAAGUUAUUCUGAAACUACAGACCCUCUUUGGUGUAAGUAAAAACCUCUUUGUCACCAUGGGUCUUCACAAUCCUGUGUCCUUAAAAGAUAUGGAGACAAAGGACUUGGCUGGAGAGACUGGACAGAGAGAGAUGCCUGUCUUCUCUUUAAAACAAGUAAGAAUAUUUUUCAAUGGAAUUAUCAGAAAGAGAAAUCUCCAAUCCAUAAGCUGGCUUUUUGGGGGAUUGUUUUUACUUAUCUGUAUGGGACACAUGGCAACCUUUUUCUCUGUUUUUAAAAUUUUAGUGAUGUUUUAUCUUCCUUUCUCUGGCUUCAGUUCAUAACUUGCCCUGCCUCUGAGUAAGUGACCCCAGGAAAGGGGUGCCUGUAGGUUGGUUUUAAAGUAGAAAAAUUUGUAGUUGCAUAUUCUCCAGUAUGUCUGGCAAAGUUAUCUCAAUGAAAAACCACCUUUGGAGACUUUUCCUUCUCUUGGUGAGUCUAAAUAGGUAGGGAUUUUAAGGCGUCCCUUAACAUUUCUGAAUUGGGGCUUGGAAACUUGCUGAAUUUUCUGAAUCUGCCCAUUGUAAAAACAAACCUAUGAAGAGUUCAGACUCCUCAAGUUCUGUGGUCAAGCUGCAAGCAGACUUCAAUACACAUGUGAUAUUUUCAGAUUUCAGCUUUGAUAACUAGAUAAUUUCCACUGCUGAGGUCACUUUGCAUUAAAGACUUACUCUUUGCUCCUAGGUUUAGACAUGGCUUUGCUUUAAGUGUGACUGACUCUGGGUGACAGUGCUCCUUGCUGAGGACUAGACCAAUAAUAAUGCACCAAUAAAUGUGUCCAGUGGUGAUACCUGUAGCACUGUAAGCCAUUUCUUCAUCCAGUUAAAGGUUCCUCUCAAUGAACACUCCCCUCAUUUGUCCCAGAUUGUGCUCAGCUUGUAUCCUAGUCUUGUCUGAGUGGAUCUCCCUGCGGGCCCCCCUGAGGGACAGUGCCCUGCUCACUGGCUUUCUCUGUUAGAAGCAGAAUGACUGUGCAACAGUAUUCCAGGCUAAACCCCAUCUCUGUUGGUCUGAUUUCCUUACACUGCUGCUUCCUUCACUGUCUUGACUUUCUCUGAACUUGAAGUUUUGAUUCGCUUGCCCUAAAUGCAAAUGUGUUUAUUAUAUAGGAAUAUAUCUUCUCCAUCUCUUUCAACCUGAUUCCAGUACAACCCACAGCUCAAAAAAUCUCUGGAAUCUCACCCGGUUUCUUUCUAUGUAGCAGUUGCUUCCCCCCAUUAUAUACUUGAUUUUGGCUGCUUGGUUUUCAUUUCUGGACCAAGUUUUGGUUUGGUUUGAGUUUGUUUUUUUUUUUAACAUGUUUAAAUGAGUGUUUACUCGGUGUGUCAGUGUGAACAUGUAUGGUGUUGCUACUACACUAACCAAAGCCUCAGCGCUCCCAGGUAACACCCUAACAAACCUAGCUGUGGUGGUAUUGAGAGCAGAGCUGCUGUGCUGUCUCACUGCUCUUUUUCCUGGAAUUCAUAGGCUGCUCGUUUACACUUGGUUUGCAGUUACAAACCACAGCAUUUCCACUGCCUUGUCAGGGUCCUGGGUGUCUCCAGCCUCUCCAAGUGCUCUUGGUGGCAAGUGUCAUUCAGUGCUGAUUUAGAGCAAUAAGCAAGUAAGGAACAGACUUGGCAGGAUCUGGUGCUUCUCUGGCUGGUUUUCUCCCUGAUGGAUUGGUCUACUAAAAACUUGUUGAGAAACAGCACAGGAUAUUAUGGACAGGAAUAGUGAAAAGUGGGUUUGGCAUCCUGAGUCUGUGGUAAUUAGAAAGACAAGCCUCCUUGACAAGCUGAUCUCCUGAGAGCACCUGACCUUGGCGAGAUGGAAGUGUCUGUGUAAAUUAUGGAGUUGUGUGAGGACAUGGUCCAACCUGGCUGUUCCCUGGGUGGCAGGUCCCCCUUUUCCUUCUGUGUUUAAAACACCUGAGGAGAAAACCAACCACUGCACCUAGGAGGUGAGCACAGGGUGUGAGCCAGGCUGGGUAACCUGGUUCAUCCCCCACUGGCAGGGGUGGGACCCUGUCAUGGUACCAGUGUGAGCUGCUCACUCCCUGCCUCUGCAGCCAUGCUGAAUUGCAGAAUUGUCCUUUCCUAGGCAUUAAAGGAGGAGUGAAAGCCCUUGCUAUGUCACAGCUUUUGCUGCUUUUGCCUGUGUUGGCCAAAGAAAAGGUGAAGUAUGUGUUUCGUUGCCUCUUUUGUAGCUACGGUACAGAGUGGUCAGUGCAAUUAAAAAUCCCUGGUUUUUUGGAAGCCAAAGCCCAACAGCAUUGCCAGGAAAGCAUUUUAGUGAAGCCCUGCAUCCCCUGCUCUUGGUCAGUCCUGCAGUUUCCCUCAGUGUGCCAGGUGCCCCAUUAUCCCUGUUCUUCCUGCUGUCAAAUUUACAUGGAGCACUUUAGCAAAGAGUUUGGGCAAAAAGACUUUUUCCAUUAAAUCUUGAUAAUAAGCCAGGUAGAUACACCAAUACUUAUUCCUUGCUCUGCUACAAAUUCCUUAAAUAUCUUCUCAAAUAAAAGCUUGCAAAAUGUGUUGGGAAGGAACAGGAUGUUGGAAAAGCUAUGGCUGAGGGGCAAGAGUGUGUUCCCAGUGCCAAGGGCAGCCCUUGGUCUCCAUGGGUAAUCCCCAGUCAGGCAGGCACAAGGUGGAAGUCGGGAGUGUGAGAUGUGUGUUUGGUGAAUGAGCUGUGCAUGCCACCAUCCAAAAAUGCUGCUUUCCUGCUUUGUUCCCUCUUCCCGUCUGUCAGCUUGGGUGUGUCUCCUACUCCUCCGUGUUGGGAUGGCAGCGCCUUAGGCUGGUUUGGCCUCUGCAGCUCCUCUCUGCUCCUGCAUCCAGCUGGCACAUCCCUGCCCCAUGCCUCAGUGUUAUUUUCCCCUUUGUCUCUUACUGUUGCAAACGAAGAGAAAUGGAUGAUAUUUAUUGUAAAUAUUAGACUUUAGCGUUGUACUGGCCACUCCCGGGUCUGAAUGUUGGAGGCCUUUGGCUGCUGCUGUACUGAAGAGCGCUUGUGGGGGACGGGGUAGGAGUGACCUGUGGGUUUGUUUGCCACACUUGCAUUAAGAUGUGAUUUGGAGUAUUUUUUUUUUUAUUUUAUUUUUUUUUUUCUUCCGAAGAGGGGAGGAUGAAGUCUUUCUCUGGUUUUCUCUUGCUGGAUGUGAAGGAUAAUUCUGUACUUCUAGUAGAAGAUUUGACAGAAGUGUGUGUUUACAUUGUGUUCGAUUACCAUAUCCAGGUGGCUGUGAGAGCACCUCCUGCGCUGGGCUCUGCCAAGCCGUGUCACUCAGCACUUAGCUAGAUAAGAGAAAGUGUGGAAUUUCUGUGUUUUUAGAAACUUGAACAAUUGCCACAUAAUAGCGGUGCAAUAAUUUUUAUUCAUGUUGUACCUGCAUGUCGAUGUUCAA
This is a messenger RNA of Ficedula albicollis (Collared flycatcher), 11229 nucleotides long. It is a transcript of the gene MAST2, whose product is annotated as microtubule associated serine/threonine kinase 2. The transcript has 28 exons. NCBI's taxonomy places the organism in Eukaryota, Metazoa, Chordata, Aves, Passeriformes, Muscicapidae. Gene Ontology annotation, cellular component: microtubule cytoskeleton. The coding region runs from base 1739 to 7330 and encodes 1863 amino acids. Gene Ontology annotation, molecular function: ATP binding; protein serine/threonine kinase activity; magnesium ion binding. Gene Ontology annotation, biological process: peptidyl-serine phosphorylation; intracellular signal transduction. The record is from RefSeq and is a predicted model, not a curated record.